CUGUGUGUUCGGUGUCUCAACAGCAGUACGAAGCUCUCUCACUUCCAUCGUUGUUUUAACGUUAAUAUUCGUUUAUUUUCCAUUUCCAUCCUCACGAAUAUUUCACUGAUGUGAUAUAUAGUGUGUACGGCGGACGAGCGGCGGAGGUUUGGAUGAUUUACGGUGUUUUGUCGGCUGUGUAAUGAGGAGGCGGCGGUCCGAUAAUGGCACCCUCUAAGAUGAAGUUGCGCGUGAGGAAGAAAGACAGCGCUAGCAAAACAUCUCAGCGUUUAUUAGCCAAUGCAUCGCCUGAUUCUAAAUGCCCGAUCUGCCUGGAUGGCUUCAAUAAUGUUGCGUCGCUGGACCGCUGCCUGCAUCAGUUCUGCUUCCGCUGUAUUCACGAAUGGUCCAAGAAUAAGGCUGAGUGUCCACUCUGCAAGCAGCCGUUCCACUCCAUAUUCCACUCCGUCAAAGGCGAAACAGAUUUUAAGGAGUUCGUAUUACGGCCGCCGGAGAAUGGAGCGGCAAACGCCGCCGCAGCCGAUCCAUCAGAGCGUGUGCUCCGCCCUCGAGUUCUGCGGCGCAGAGAGAGGCGGAGCCACAGAGCGCAAAACCCCGCCCCCUCCUCUACUCCUCCAAUAGAGGACGACGUGAUGUUUGACGGACUGUCAGACGCGGCGGCGCUGGCAGAGAAUCAGGACUUGCAGCAGAUGAUGCAGCGGUUGACUGCGCGGAGGGCAGGGCGUGGAGAGGGGCGGAGCCUGCGGCGCUUAAGAGAGCAGGAUGUCGUUGCUUUCAGACGUGCUCUUUACAGAACUGGCGUACGUGUGCGUAGCGCAAGAGAUGCUAGCAGACAAAGGGACAUUUCUGCGUCAUUCUUGCGUCAAAACCCUGGUUGCUUGCGACGGCUGUUGCCAUGGCUACAGCGCGAGCUUACGGUGCUAUACGGUUCGCACGGCUCAUUAGUGAACAUUGUGCAGAACGUUAUAAUCUCCCGCAUUAUGAACUACAACAUGGAGGAGUCGACCAUUCGGGACGAGCUCCGCCCCUUCCUGCUGGCUCGCACUGACCACUUCCUGCAUGAGCUGGUGAGUUUUGCGCGCUCAAGCCUUAAUAUGGAGGCGUACGACCAGCAGGCGGUUUACGACUGUCCCGCACCCAGCUACGAGGAGGGCAGCAGCUCGGAUCUGUCUGUCAUCGCCAUAUCUGAGGAUGAUGAAGAUAAUGACAGUAAGAAUAAUGUGAUUGAGAACCCAUCUGCUGUCCAGGAACGCAUUGCAUCCGUUGCCACCGCGAGUGGAACAGACAGUUUAUUGAGUCAAUCUGCAUGGGAUGACGAGACGCCUGGUCCCUCCUAUUCAAGCAUCCUUCAGUCCUCUAGCCAAUCGCAGGAUGAGGGGGCGGAGCCUAGCUCAAGCACAGCCCCGCCCCUUACCGCCACAGAUGUGACUGACCCUGCAGCGAUGUCCACUGCAGAUGAAGAAGAAGAGUGCCUGAUUGUGGGAUAUGUGAAACCGAUGGCUGAACGCACACCUGAACUCGUUCAGCUCUCUUCAGAUUCCUCCGAAGAGGAGGAACAACAAGCUGCGACCACAGAGACGGCAGCCACAGUUACAAAGUCAGAGACGGGUCAGUCCGAGCUCCCACUGCCAUCCCACAUGAAGCCGCUGAGCCCCAGCUCCGUCGCCGGCCCCAUUCCCACCUGCAGUCCCCAGGCCAACCCUUCAGACCCACAGGAGAUCCUGUCCUUCAACAGAGAACAGAAGUCAGACUACUACUCCAGCCACAGCCACCGUUCCAGGCAUACUUCAUGGUCAGAGCUCAGAGCUCAAGGCAGACACAAAGACCGAUCGCAUCGGCACAGUAAAGAGAAAGCCAAGAGCAUUGAGCAGUUACAGCAUGCCACGACUCUGGAGUGCUCACCAAUGCAUUCACCCCAGAGUUGGUCCGGUCAGAGCUCUGCUGUGUCUAUCUGCAGCAUAAGCCCUAGAUCUCCAUCACACGACAGCGACUACUCUCCCUCACCAAAAACCAAGAGUCGGAAGCAUUCCUGUCACGUACAGGAGAGAUUCCCACAGUCUCCUUCCUACUCCGGGAGAAGGAGAACCAAGGAAAGGAUGAGCUUGUCUCCUGACCUGGACUUGUUCAUUGGUUCCCACCAUCCACACGAGUCAAAGCGCCACCGUAAACGCCGCAAACGUUCAGUCAGCAGCAGCAGUGCCGAUUCACACUCUGAAAAGUCCUGUCUGGACAAGCCCAGUGGAAAACGCAAGUACAAAACCCGGCAUUUGGAGCGAGCAGCCCAGCGCCAGCAUGAAGAGGGAAACACGAGUAAGGAAAAGCGGAGUAAACGGCGCAGUAGAGACCGAUCUCCGAGUGUGGAGAUCAUCUACGAAAGAAGAGCACCAGAUCCACACUGGGUCCAGCGUAAGAAGAAGAAGAAGCACCGAAAACGAAGGAGGGAUCUGGAUUCCCCGACAGUGAUCACCAUUGACAGUGACAGUGACCGCACUAUCGACUGCCUGGACAGAGUCAUGGACGUUAUAGACCAAACGGCUGCAGAUAUUGAGCAGAGGGACGGCACCUCUGAACCGACCGAAUCUUGUACCUUGGCCUCCUCAAAUCUUUUCUCCGAGUCCUCAAGUCCUGUGCGCCCCAGUGACCCGACCAAUGAACACUCACUAAACCUGGAUGAUUGCGUAGUGGAUGUUGUCGAUCAAAGUAGCUCCGACUGCUCCCACAAUAUUGAUUCCAGUACCAAUGAGGAGAUUGUGCCUGAUCCUUUCCCUAUGUCUUCAAUAACUAUGGCUCCAUCUUCAGACACAAGGCUGCUUGAAAGUAUACUGCAAGAUCUCGAGGAGUUCCUACCGGCAGAAGAGCCAGAGAUCGGGCCGAGUUCUCCAGUCCAACAGGACCACACUUCUAGCUCUCCAAAAGACCAAUCAGACACUGGAGAUGUGGACAACUCUGAGAACAAGACGACGGGCAGUGAUGAGCCACAAGAGAUGGUGACCAAUACUGCUAGCUAAAACUAAAACACAUACAUCUAGACUUCUUACGUCUGAACCACCUCUGUUUUAUAAUCUCAUGUAAAGAUUGAAUUACUGCUGGAAACAGAUGCUUAAGAAACAUUAAAGCAAUGUCUUUUGCAACUUCA
Molecule: messenger RNA, 3136 nt
Organism: Danio aesculapii
Lineage: Eukaryota; Metazoa; Chordata; Actinopteri; Cypriniformes; Danionidae
Gene: toporsb
Product: topoisomerase I binding, arginine/serine-rich b
Exons: 3
Coding region: 204-3008 (934 amino acids)
Biological process (GO): protein monoubiquitination; protein polyubiquitination
Molecular function (GO): ubiquitin protein ligase activity; metal ion binding
Source: RefSeq, a predicted model, not a curated record